AUGGCGCUCGGAUUUCUCCCGGGACUCCGUGGCCUUUCCAGAGUCCAAACGGGGUCCAGCCCAGCCCAGCCCAGCUCUGCGCUGAAGCGCCGAAGGAUGAAGCCCCGAGCCCUGCUUGCAGUGCUUGCAGUGGCAGUCCUGGCAUGGGACCCGGCCAAGCGGCAGCGCCUUGAGAUGGAGCUCCUGGAGUUUCCUAGGCAUUUCGACAUUUUCUUUUAUGCGGACCUUGAUCAGAGGUGCUGGCUCCAGAUCACCUCGGCGCUGCUGGGCUGCAAACCCGUUGUGGAGGUGCAGCAGAUGGCAGCCUUGGCAAGCCCACACACAAAGGCACCAAGUGCACUCUCGAAGCGACGUGCCGCCGAGGAUGAUCAGCUUCCGGAGGCACCACCCGGCGGGCGGGUCAUUCACGUCGAGUAUUGCAACGACUGCAAGUUCCUUCCGCGCUAUCUCAAGCUGAGGAAGGCAAUGGCAGACCGCUUUGGUGAGCGGGUCCUCUGCUUUGGCAACCACGAGGAGACUUUGCAGGAACUGUGCAGGACUCCCAAACCGCGCGCCGGCUCCUUUGAAGUGGUCGAUAUGCAGUCGAAGAAGUGCCUCUACACAAAGCUCGGCAGUGGGCUCCACGUCACCGAGAGGCAAGAGUGGAUGGACCAGCUUUUCGAUGAGAUUGAAGCCCUUUGCGAGGCCGGCUGA
This is a messenger RNA of Symbiodinium necroappetens, 693 nucleotides long. NCBI's taxonomy places the organism in Eukaryota, Dinophyceae, Suessiales, Symbiodiniaceae. The record is from the annotation of a GenBank genome assembly.